UGAAUAAGAAUAUAUAAGUAAUAGUAACAUAAGUAGUAGCAAGUAGAAGAAGUACAAGAAUAUAAAGGAAUAGAAAGAGGACAAAGUAUUAUUUUGUUUCGUCAACGAAUAUUACGGAAUUAAAACGUUAAUUGUAGUAGUAUACUUUUACUCAGCAUCAUAUAUAUAUACAUACAUAUAUAUACCCAUUCAACACAAACACACACUCAUUGACUGGUUCACAUUCUAGUUGAGAGCUGGUGUAUGGGUUUGCGUCAUUUGUGAAUUGUAUCCUCAAGUAUUGGAUGGGUUGGUAUGGUUCUAAAUGUGUGUGACGCAUCAACGAAAAACUGCAAGCUGGCACCGUAGACCCACGUAAAAAAAACGUUAUAUUCUUCAGAACACCAGCAACUACUUACUUCAUAUUUAUUGUAUUUAAAUAAAAUAUACAGUCGCCGAAAAUCUGCAGUAAAAAAAUAAUUUAACGAUACGAGUUUUUUUUUUAAAUUAUAAUAAUGAACAAGAGUUGUGCCCGGUGUGAAAAAACGGUAUAUCCUAUCGAGGAGCUUAAAUGUCUUGAUAAGAUAUGGCACAAGCAGUGUUUCAAGUGCCAAGGAUGCAGCAUGACCCUCAAUAUGAGAACUUAUAAGGGUUUUAAUAAACAACCGUACUGUGAAGCGCACAUACCAAAAGCAAAAGCCACAACGAUGGCCGAAACACCGGAACUAAAACGUAUUGCCGAGAAUACAAAGAUACAGAGUAAUGUUAAGUAUCAUGCUGAAUUUGAAAAAGCUAAGGGUAAAUUUACACAAGUAGCUGAUGAUCCAGAGACACUAAGGAUUAAACAGAAUAGUAAAAUAAUAUCAAAUGUUGCGUAUCACGGGGAGUUGCAGAAGAAAGCGAUUAUGGAGCAAAAGAGAACGAUGACGGGAGAGAAUGACGAACAAAUAGAGUACGUAGAAUAUACAGACGGUUCAAUAGCACCUGCGAGCAGUGUUAUUAAUGCUAACGUUAACGCUAACGCUAAUGCUAAUACUGCAAUGCCGGUGAGAACAGUAAGUCCUGUUAAUAAAAUGCCAGGAAAAAUAGCUGACUAUGAUCCCAUAACUGAGGCUAGACCCAGUCCAUACUCAGCUAGACAAGCAGCCACUACUGUUAUCUAUACAAGUGAUAAGGGCGCAGUAACAAAUCCACCGGCAAGAAAAAUAGGAUCUGUUGCUGACAUCGAUCCAGUCAAUGAGUAUUACGGAUCUUUAACGCCUGGUAUUAAUAAUAAUAAUAAUAAUCAUGUUCCACAACAGCAACAGCCGCACCCGCCUCCGGUACAAGCCAAUACUCUGAGAGUCUACCGCGCGUUAUAUGAUUACGAGGCGCAAGAUGUAGACGAAGUGAGCUUCUGCGACGGCGACCUUAUUCUCAACUGUACGGCAAUCGACGAGGGCUGGAUGACGGGUCUUGUACAACGAACCGGACGUCACGGAAUGUUGCCAGCUAAUUAUGUUGAACCAGCCCAUAUUUAAUAUAUUAUUAUUAAAUAAUAUAUAUAUAUAUUAUCAAACAAUUUACAUUCACGAUUUUAUUUAUACAGUUGUCUACAUUACUAAUAUUUUAUUUACGCUGAUUAAUAUUAUUAAUGUGGACUUAAUAUGAGAGGGAGAGACAAACAUAAUUAGAAAAAAAAUUAUAAAGAAGAGGAAAUAAUUGUCAUUAUAUCAAGGGACCACAUAUAUUUUCUUAUAAAGUGUACACUUUGUUAUUGCGUAAUAUUGACGUAGGAUUCAGGAGAUUAUUAAUUAAUAGUUUAUAGCUAAUUAUGGAACAGUGCCUUUUAUAACUUUCCGAUAGCAUUUAUAUUUAUAUACAUAUAUAUAUAUAUUAAAUAAAAUCAUUCCGUGAUCUUCCAAUUGUUUAGACAAUCCAUUAAAUAUUAAAAGUUAAUUUAAAAAAAUGAUAAAUAUUUUGAGUUUAAAAAAUAAUAAUUUUUUGUUGAAUAUAAAUGCCAUGAGUAUGUAAAUUACUCAUUAGCUUAGAAGGAAAUAUUUAAAUGUUAAUUUAAAAUAAUUAAAGUGUUGAAAAUUACAAGAUUUUAAUAACAGUUAACACAUUUUAUUAUUUUCUUGAUUAAUAGAAGGCUUAGGAAUUUAAAUAAAUUACAAUAUUAAUUAAUGUUGCGAUUUAGACCAUUUGUAAAUUUAUAAAAACAACUAAUUAAGUUGUUAAUUUGCCUUUUAAAUUAUAAUUUAAAUAAUUAAGUAUUUUUUGAUGAAUAUUAAAUAAAAACAAAUGAUAAAUAACUUUUGUAAUUACUGAUAGUUAUCGAUAAAAAUUCGGGUUAAGAUUAAUUGAGUUGAUAAAAAAAUUUAAUAUGAUUAUUAUAUCACUUUUAAUUACGAUAUAAUAUACAUAUUAAUAUGUGCAUUAUGUAGAUCAAAGUUUACUAUCUACUUAUUAUAUUUUCAUUCAAUAACAAUAAUCAUAAUAAUAGUAAUUAAUAUUAUUAUUAUUUUAUUUGUGCUAAUA
This is a messenger RNA of Microplitis demolitor, 2499 nucleotides long. RefSeq names its product LIM and SH3 domain protein F42H10.3. Bases 495 to 1499 code for a protein of 334 amino acids. Lineage: Eukaryota; Metazoa; Arthropoda; Insecta; Hymenoptera; Braconidae. The transcript is spliced from 7 exons. The record is from RefSeq and is a predicted model, not a curated record. Gene Ontology annotation, cellular component: focal adhesion. Gene Ontology annotation, molecular function: actin filament binding.